AUGCAGCUCAGGUAUAGGCAGCUUUUCCGGUACGGUGAUGGUGCCUGGCCCGAGCCCAUGAGUCCUGACCUUGCUCGCUUGGCCUCUCACCAUGACCUGCGAGCGGUCGGAAACACUCCCGGUCCAAGGAGUCUCAUCUCAUCCGUGCGACCCAUUGUGGCCGUUCUACCAUAUGGAAAGUUGCCAUUCUCCAACUGGUUUUUCUCAACUGGUCCUAACUUUUGGAUUACUGAGAAACAUAACAUAUUUGCAAGGGCGGGUCAAGAUGUAGCUUCCGGGCUUUCCCUUGAUUAUUUCGGCGUGGUAAUCUUGGUAGCCGACGCAGACGUUGCGCAGGAAGUUCUCGGAAAUAGAUACAGAUUCUAUAAGCCUAUAGAUCUCUAUGGGGUUUUGGACCUUUUUGGGCGCAAUGUCCUCACCACCGAAUUCGACGAUUGGAGGACACAUCGCAGGAUAGCAUCACCCGCCUUCUCUGAGGAGCUGUUCAAUUUAUGGAACGGGCAAAGCUCCGUGACAUUUGAAAAUGUUACCGAUCUAUUCGUACAGAGCUUCAAAGAAACCAUGGAGAUUGUUUCGAGCGAUCUGUUCAUGAAGAUCGCGGUGCCAGAAUCUCUGAUGUCCAUGACUAAACGCACGGCCCGCGUUCAGCUGGCGUUCGAGGAACUUAUGCGUUUUAUGCAAGAAAUGAUGAAUGAGAGAGCAAAGAACUAUCAUGAUCACAGCGACCUCUUCAGCAAUCUGAUGGCUGCUAAUGCAAAGAAUAACGAAGGCCUCAGCUUGACAGACCAAGAGGUGAUCGCCGGACAUGAAACAACUGCACACUCUUUGGCCUUUUCGAUGGGACUGCUUGCUAUGUACCCUGAAGUCCAAGAAAAGCUAUACAAUCAUGUU
Acaulospora colombiana is the source of this 891-nucleotide messenger RNA. NCBI's taxonomy places the organism in Eukaryota, Fungi, Glomeromycota, Glomeromycetes, Diversisporales, Acaulosporaceae. The record is from the annotation of a GenBank genome assembly.